AUGUCAAGAUCCAGAUCUUUUAGUUUCACUUCAGUGAUCUCCAAAACAGGAACCUUGUGUUUGCCACUAUUCCAGUUGGUGCUCUCAGACCCACCGUGUGAAGACACUGAAAUGUGCAUAAACUAUAAAAAUCAAUACCCAAGUGACUGGUAUAUCUGGUUCUUGCUGCUCAUUGUCCUGGCGGUUCUGCUCUGCGGGGCAGCGCUCUUCUGCCUUCAGGGCUGGCUCAGGAGAUGCAGUGCAGGAUGCUCAGGACGCACCGUGGCUGUUUUUGCUGUUGGAGACUUGGACUCUGUUUAUGGGGCAGAAGCAGCUGUAACUCCAACUGUUGGAAUUCACCUUCAAACUCAACACCCUGAACUGUGUCCUGUUCCAUGUUUCAACACUUUAGGCCCUCCUCCUCCAUAUGAAGAACUUGUGAAAGCAAGCCACGUUUAG
Molossus molossus (Pallas's mastiff bat) is the source of this 438-nucleotide messenger RNA. It is a transcript of the gene TMEM207, whose product is annotated as transmembrane protein 207. The coding region runs from base 1 to 438 and encodes 145 amino acids. The record is from RefSeq and is a predicted model, not a curated record. NCBI's taxonomy places the organism in Eukaryota, Metazoa, Chordata, Mammalia, Chiroptera, Molossidae. The transcript is spliced from 5 exons.